AUGGACAAGGCAAAAAUCAACUUUCUUUUGGAAGGAGAAGUCCUAGUCAAAGGAAAGACUUUUGGUCUUUGGUAACCUAAAAAAUACAUCAUUGACCAAGAACUUAGAAUAUUUUCGAUCAAAAGUUCAAAAUAAAAUAAAAAUUACCAUCUUGCUAAUUAUCAAAUAGCAAAUGUAGAAAGAAAAAAUAAUAGAUUCUAAUUUGAAUUGGCUUCUACGAUUGGCGAAAAGAACAUACUUAUGGGAUCCGAUAAUGAAAAAUUUGCCAAUGAACUUAUGUUGUUCCUGAAAAAAAUGUGUGGAUAGUAACUGCGAACUCAAAGUUUAUUCGAACCCAGUUUAUCUUCUAAACCAACAUGUAUUAUAUAUUUAAUUUAAUCCACAGCCUCACUUCGAGAAUACGAUUAUGAAAUGCCACAAUUCUUUGAAAUGCCAGAAAUUAGAGAUGCGAUUCAAACUAUCAGAUCAAAAUCCUACCAAUUGGAAUAGUACGAACUCAUCCAAAAUCAAGUAGUGAAGAUUUAUCGCAAUAAGAACAAUUAACUCAAUUUCAAAGUCUUCCUCACUUUCCCAGGAAAUUGCUUAACCAAAUGCUAAACGCAAUUGUUUCAGACUCAAUACGAUUGGAAUAUCCAUAAUCUUAAAGAAUACACUUAAAUUAAAGAAUUCAAAUCUGAUAAAUCCUAAAUGAUAACUGAAAUAAGAUUAAUCAAAAACUGGUUUUAGUUUAAAAGAGAAUUCACAUACUUAAGAUAUGCGGUGGAAUUUAAAAAAAAAGAAAACACUAAAAUUGUUAUUGAAAAAAAACUAGAUUAAAAAAUACAUUCAGGCACUGUUUCAGGACUAUUGAAAUUUGCUGUUUGGGGUCUAUUCUACGAAAACAAUCAAACCAACGUAGUCCUCUUCACCGAAUAGAGCUACAAUGGUUUAGCCUUUAUCGAAGAAGAUUCAAUACUCUCACAACAAUAUUUCCUGCAAUAUGAAAACAUAAUUAAACCCCAAAGACUAGACUUUGAUAAAUAAUCGAUGCAAGAUCAAGGCCAAGCCAUCAUUCCUAACAAUAGUCCUCAAAAUGAAUCCGCCCCUUCAAAGUUGAAAGCCCUACAGAGAAAAGACACUAAAUAAAAUUCCUUCAAAAUGGAAUAGCCUAUCGAUAUCCCCAAAUCAACAGUGCAAAAUCAAAACACUCAAUAACCCAUUCUUGGAUCCUCCCCAUAGUUGGGUCCAAAUUAGUAAAUACAAGUUACCUCACCCUAAUAAUUGCCACUGCCUUCUAAAGACAAAAACAUUCCCUAGAUUGCAAACUAAAAAGAAGAGGAUAAACAAGCAUAACAAUAGUAAAUCAAUAUGAAAAAAUCAGAUAAGUCAACUGAGUUGAAUUAAGUUCAAGCAAAAACUGACCAAAGCAAUCUUUCUUAAGGGGCAUUGGAAUAACUGAAACUAAAAAAAACAUCCAGUUCUUAAGAGUCAUCCUAAAUAAUAUCAUAAAAUAUCAUAUUUCAAUAACCAAAAAUAGAAGAUGACUGUGAAAAUGAUGAUAUCCAACCUGAAAAUGAGGGAUCUGAUGGAAAUAUUACUUAAUUUUAUGAUUGCGAAGAUGAUAUUGAUGCUAUGAAUGAUAAGUUAUUUAUUGGACAAUCAGAUCAAUAAGCUAAUACAUCUGAUUAAAGUGUGAUAGAGGUCAGAAAUUCUAUCACUUAAAGGUAACCUCAGAGUUAGAGUAAUUAAACUUAAAGUUAGAGCGAUACUAUUGAAAAUCUUGAAGAUUGGGUAGAAAAAAAGAUGUAGGCGUAUUUUAGUGGGAAAUUUUGUCAAAUCGCCAUAGACAUUGAACAUAUAUUGAAUCCAUUAGUACAAGACAUUAAUAAAAGAAAGUAUAUGAAAGAAUAGGAGGGAGGCCACUAUAUAUUUCGAAAGGAUUUCAUUAGAGACGAAAAGAAUGGUGGUCUGAAAUGUAUAAAUGAGGUUAAAGUGAAUGCAUAGAAGAGUGUGGUCAAAUUUUUAUUAGCUAGAAUAGGAACUUCACUUUUGAUGGGAAGAUCUCUAACUAGUAUAUCUAUGCCAGUAACUAUUUUCGAAUCCAGAUCUAAUACUGAGAGAGCUUGUAGUUCUUUGGCCUUUGCACCAGUGUUUUUGGAUGAAGCUGCUAUUUCGAAAGAUAAAUUCUUCAGGAUUAAAUAGUGUGCAGCAUUUUCUUUUGGAUUUAUCUUUUCAUAUUUAUCCAUGGAAAAACCCUUCAAUCCAAUUUUAGGAGAAACCUUCUAAGGCUACUUUGAUAAUUGUCCUAUAUAUUGUGAAUAAAUCAGUCAUCAUCCUCCAAUUUGCAUUAUUUAGUAUUAUGGCAGAAAAUACAAAAUUGAUGCUCGUCUAGAAUUAGUUGCUAAUUUUCAUUCGAAUUCUGUUGUUGGAAGAAAUGUUGGCGAAGUUAAAGUGAUAUUCGAAAACCCUCCCUAGGAAAUUAUUAUCUUAUUAGCACCUGGUUGUAUUUAUGGGACAACCUUUGGUGAUAAAUCAAUGGACUUUUUAGAGAAAUAGUUUCUAUUUGAUUUGAGUAAUAAAUUAAUUAUGGAAUGUGCAUUCAAACCGGAUAAGAAGUACUGUCAAUAUUUCAAUAUUGAAUACCUUCCUUACUCAGAUUAUGUAGCUGGGGGAGUCUGCGAAGUUACUGAUGCGGCUAUUGGAAGAUAUUUAAGGGAAGGCUAUAGAAAAUACAAGGGUCUUGAUUUGAAGACGGAAGUGAAAUCAAUCAAAAGCAUAAUUAAGGGAGUUUGGAACCAAGAAUUAAAGUUUGAUAAUCAAAAACUGAUAUCUAUCAUGAGUGAUUUUCCAAUCCAAUUAGAAUUGGCUUAAUAUCCGUUGCCAUCAGACGCCAAUUUCAGAAUGGAUGUUCUGAUGUGGAAAUUGAGAGAUUUUGAUUAAGCACAAUAAUGGAAAGAGAGACUUGAAAUAUUUCAAAGAUAAGAUAGAAAAUUGAGAGAAGCUCUAGGUCCAAAAAAGAAAAGAAAAUGAGUUUAUAAAUAGAAUUAAUUCUACUCUUCAAUAAAAUUGA
This is a messenger RNA of Paramecium tetraurelia, 3049 nucleotides long. RefSeq lists its product as uncharacterized. The record is from RefSeq and is a predicted model, not a curated record. Lineage: Eukaryota; Ciliophora; Oligohymenophorea; Peniculida; Parameciidae. Gene Ontology annotation, molecular function: sterol binding. Gene Ontology annotation, cellular component: cytosol; membrane; intracellular membrane-bounded organelle. The transcript has 9 exons.